GUUCGUUUAUACGGCACAACGGAAAAACGGCUCAUUUAGUAUCCUAUCAGUCGAUUUGUGGCAACAAGUGUCCUUCGAGGAUGUGUGUGAGAAGCUCACUGGGCAGUGUGAUUUUAAUUUACUUUGUCAUCUUGCUUCGUUUGGUCAACUUGGUGCUGGCCCAGAACGAAGGGAAUAUAUCGGAAUCGACGGUGGCCACGGGCCGCGAGGAGUGCGGCAGCACGCAGAAAAUGGUGGACGAGUGCUUCAAGGAUCUGCCGCCGCAUCUAAUGGAUUUCCUACAGAACACGAAAAUCGUCAUCAGCAAAAAGGAGAUCACCGCCAAGUGCAACAUAUUCAACCGUGGCAUGAGGUGCUUCGAUACUUACUCCAAGCGUUGCCUGGACGAUCGAAAGAUGGGCACGUUUAAGAAUAAUGUGGAGGGAGCUCGGCGAUUUUUCUACAAGUUCUGCGGCGACGCCGAUUUUCAGCGUGACUAUCUGAGGCACAAGGACUGCUUUGCAUACAUCCAACUGGACUGGGUCACCUGCACCACCGAGUUCGAGAACAUCCUUAGUGAAGAGGUGCACGACGAAAGGCGCAACGCCAGCGAAAAGUUCCUCGAAUUCUGCUGUGCCCGCUACGCGUACGAGAACUGCAUCUACAACAGUGCCCGCUUCAAGUGCUACAAAAACUCGGCGGAGUUUGCCCGCGAGACGGCCAAAAUGCUGUCGGAUGAGAAGCACUUUAGGAACUGUGCCGUCCUCCAGAACAUCUGUGCCCACGACGCCGCCGUGGCAUUGGCCCAGUGGCACUGGAUGGCGACGCCGAUGAUGCUGCUCCUGAUGCGGCUGGUGGUGCGGAUCUGGGCGUAAAUCGAUGUGAUGUUGGGGCUGCGGUUGCGGUCCGAGCUUGGGUUUUCUUAGUUUUCAUUGAUUUUUUUUUUUUUUUUGUUUUGGUUUUAUCCUUUUUGGAUUGUAGUUGUCCCUACGAGAAUGCCAAGCAUUUGAGCUACCUUUAGUAGCCCCAUCGAUAUGAAGAAAAAUGAAACUUCCUCUCUACGUGUCUGUGAAUUUUCCGGUGUCGUUUUUUUGGGACGAGUUUGCUGGGCGGGCGGGUUACUGGGUCGGAUAGCGACACUGGUUUUGUGUUUUUCGCUAAGCUAAGUUAACUUAAAUGCAUAUUUCAAAUAAAGGAAUAUUCACGUUGU
This is a messenger RNA of Drosophila melanogaster (fruit fly), 1189 nucleotides long. RefSeq lists its product as uncharacterized. Bases 81 to 854 code for a protein of 257 amino acids. The record is from RefSeq and is marked reviewed. Lineage: Eukaryota; Metazoa; Arthropoda; Insecta; Diptera; Drosophilidae. The transcript is spliced from 4 exons.